Molecule: messenger RNA, 977 nt
Organism: Myripristis murdjan (pinecone soldierfish)
Lineage: Eukaryota; Metazoa; Chordata; Actinopteri; Holocentriformes; Holocentridae
Gene: ptgdsa
Product: prostaglandin D2 synthase a
Exons: 7
Coding region: 117-674 (185 amino acids)
Molecular function (GO): small molecule binding
Source: RefSeq, a predicted model, not a curated record
GCAUUGCCAGUCUGUACCUGACUGUUCUCUGCUUACUGCUCAGUUUGGGCUUUGAACAGAUCACCUCACUCUCUCUUUCACUCUGUCCAUCUCGUCCACCUUUUCUCCUCGCAGCCAUGAGGAUCCCUGUGGUCGCUGUUGUCAUGGUGAUUGUGUCUGGGAUGAUGGUGCAGGCGGACGUCCAGCCGCAGAGAGAUUUCAGCCUGCAGAGGUUUGCAGGGAAGUGGUACCGUGUGGGCCUGGCCUAUGAUUCUCCAGGCUUUGCCCCCUAUAGAGACAAGCUGAGGAUCUCCAUGGGCAUGAUCACACCGCUGCCAAAUGGCAACGUUAACCUCACCAUGUGGGCUGCCCGACCAUCCGGCUGUCAAAACAAACUGUACCAAUAUGAGAAGACCAGCGUACCCGGCCAGUUCACUUACUUCAGCACACGCCAUAACAGGAGCAAGGACAUCACAGUGGUGGAGACAAACUACACUGAAUAUGCUUUGGUCCUCAAACACAAGAAGUUUGACAGGGAGUACACACAGGUGUCUCUCUAUGGGCGCACUCAGACGCUCAGACCACAGAUAAUUCAGAAGUUUAAAACCUUUGCCACAUCCCGCGGGUUUCCCAAAGAAUCUAUCAUGACACCGCCUCCCUCAGAAAACUGCCCACCUGCAGCAUCUGGGCGCUAGAUUCCCUGAUGUCCCCGUACAGGAUUUUGGCACCAGGUUCUGCUGUGCUGCUGCAGAUCUGAGCACUUCAUCCCACUAUUUUCAAGUCUCACUAUGACGUCCUAUACACUGUACACACUCAGACAACAUUUAAUCAGCCUGUGCUUGUGUCUUCUGCUUAGUGUGGAUAAAGAACAGCGAUUUAAACAUUGCUGAUCAAACUGAUACUUUAAUUCUCUUUAACUGAGAGUGUUUUCUCAUUUUCAUUGUUGUACUACAUCUUGGUGCUGGCAUAGUGGAAUAAAAAGUGUUGGGUUAAAGACA